This is a messenger RNA of Colletotrichum navitas, 1479 nucleotides long. Its product is annotated as histone methylation protein DOT1. Gene Ontology annotation, cellular component: nucleosome; nucleus. The transcript is spliced from 2 exons. The coding region runs from base 1 to 1479 and encodes 492 amino acids. Gene Ontology annotation, biological process: DNA repair; subtelomeric heterochromatin formation; regulation of transcription regulatory region DNA binding. The record is from RefSeq and is a predicted model, not a curated record. Gene Ontology annotation, molecular function: histone H3K79 methyltransferase activity; histone binding. Lineage: Eukaryota; Fungi; Ascomycota; Sordariomycetes; Glomerellales; Glomerellaceae.
AUGCCAAUCCUCGGCGGGAAGAACAAGUUCAACUCCAAGCCCGCCGCCAUCCGCGUCGAGAAGGUCCAGGUCGCCGCCCCGAAGCCGCGCCCCAAGCUCGCCCACGCCACCUCGUCCACCUCUUCCGCCAAGCCCUCCCCUCGCCCCUCCCCCAAGCCCAACGGCAAGUCGCUCCUGUCCCGCAAGCAGAGCGCCUCGCCCUACCCCUCAUCCUCGGACGAGAAGCGCAGCGAGCGGAAGCGCAAGGUCGGCAGCGCCGGCCCCUCCCAGCCCAAGUUCGACAACGACUCGGACGACGACGACAACUACGACGCUUUCAUCAACCUCGAGCCCCGCAAGCGCCAGCGCACCAAGGAUGGCCAGUUCGUCGACACCCAACGCGUGCUGACCCGCUCGAGCGCCUUCAAGGACAACGCGCGGCCCCUCAGCCGGCUGAUCCACGCCGUCCACAUCAGCAACCUCAAAAAGUGCCCCAAGGCCAAGCGCUUGCUCGGCGCGACCGUGGAUGACGACGUGAGGGUCAGGCUGCAGUACCCGAGCAAUUACGGCGCCGAAGAAUACGAGCUCAUAUCCGAAAAGGGCAUCAUCAACGCGGUGGAGGACAUCAAGACGGUGGUCAGAUUCGUCGCCGACGUCUACCUCACAGAAGAACAAGCCACGGACUUCACGGAGCCGAACAACGGGCUGAUAAGGCGGCUCGAGAGGGCAUCGAACAUCAACGACUUUCACGGCUUCGUCUCGGCCUUGGGGGAUGCCAACAAGAGGAUCCGGGACCUUGCCGCCGACGGCACGAUACGCAAGAACCUCGACAACCUCCACGGCAUCCCGCGCGACCUGGUCGAGUUUAUCCUCACCCAGGUCUACGACCGCACAGUGUCACCGGAAGUGGAGAAGCUCAAGCAGUACAAGAACGGCACCGACAACGUCUAUGGCGAGCUAACCUACAAGUUCAUCUCCGAAAUCCUCCAAGAGAGGACGCGCAUGACGUCGGACCAGGUCUUUGUCGACCUCGGCUCGGGCGUGGGCAACGUCGUCUUCCAAGCCGCGCUGGAGAUCGGCUGCGAGAGCUGGGGCUGCGAGAUGAUGGAGAACCCCUGCGACUUUGCCGAGGCGCAGGAGAAGGAGUUUGGCGCCCGCUGCAAGAUGUGGGGCCUCCUGCCCGGCCGGGUCAACCUCGAGCGAGGCGACUUCACCAAGAGCACCCGCAUCCACGAGGCCAUGAAGCGCGCCGACGUCAUCCUCGUCAACAACCAGGCCUUCACCCCCCAGCUCAACGCCGAGCUCGUCAACAUGUUCCUCGACCUGAAGCAGGGCUGCAAGAUCGUCUCGCUCAAGUCCUUCGUCAACGACCAGGGCACACGAAACGCCAACGAUAUCGCGAGCAACAUCCUCGAGGUCGAACACCUGACGUACCCGGAGGGCGGCUACGUCAGCUGGACGAACGCCGGCGGCAACUACUGCCUCUCGACCAAGAAGUAA